Messenger RNA from Durusdinium trenchii, 1368 nucleotides. NCBI's taxonomy places the organism in Eukaryota, Dinophyceae, Suessiales, Symbiodiniaceae. The record is from the annotation of a GenBank genome assembly.
AUGGGCUACUUCGCGGACCUCUUCAACCUCUUUGACACCCUUCUUAUUUUGGCCUGUUGUGUGGACCUCUACAUCCUCCGGACCGUCCUGGGAGAGCAGACGCCUCUCCGAGUCUUGCGGAUGUUCAAGCUGGCCGCUCGGUUUGCGGCUCCUGGUCUCAGCAUGCAGGAGUUUUCUGCCCUCUCUGGGCUGGGCGAUGGCGUUGCUGUCCUUGUGUAUGACACUUCGAUGGAGAAGGGCGGGGUGCACGGCCCGCUGAUGGGUGGGGUGACCAUGGGAUUGCUGCUUCAGGACUUCAUCCGUGAUGAGGCGCAGGACUUGCACCUGCGCCAGUGGAUGUGGCUGCGCUAUGGCACCGCCUACCGGGCCACCUAUACCAUGUAUGAGAUAACUUUUGCAGGACCGACUGGGAUCAGCGAGUGGGAUCUUUUAAAGGAUUUAACUGAUUCUUUGAAGGACGUGAAGUGGUCAUGUUGGGUGGUUGUGUUUUUCCCUGUCAUCCGAGUGAUUACCGCGAUAUUCUUGUCGCAAACCUUGGAGGCAGCGAACAAUGACGUGGAUUUGAUGAUGAUCCAAGAACGUAUUCGAAAGAAGUCCAUCUUCGUGGAGCAGCUGGAAGGCAUCUUCCAAGCCAUCGACGAAAGCGGCGAUGGAUUGCUUUCGGAAGACGAGAUGAUUCUGGCCUUCGAGACAGCCGCACGUGCAUUUGGGGAUGUGGGGGUCCAUGCUGCCAUGCUGCCUUUGGUUUAUUCGCUUAGCAAAGACCUCCCGGGCAUGUGGUCAGACAAGUUGCUAGACCGCGAGGCCUACCUGGAAAGCCUGGAGGUGAACUUACCGGAAAGUGAGGCCCUCUUCCGGCUUUUGCAAAAUAGUGCCCUGGCCAUUCCCAUCCCAUCACCCGCUUCUCCAAAGCACUUGGCGUUGCAGUGGAUGCCAGACUUGGUGGUUUUCGUCCACGUCCAAUCAGAGCCGCAACCCCAUGGUCCAAAGAAGGACAGUGUGAUCGAUUUCGUUGCACAGACCGUGUUGUUAUCAGACCGCGAUGGGCAAAUAACAUAUGAUGAUUUUAUUGAAGGAAUUCUGCGUUGCAAAGGGCCGGCCAGGGCCAUGGACCAGAUUGUUUUGCAGGCGGAGGUCAAAGCUUUGGGCGAUAGCUUGCAGAGUCUCAGCCAAGCAUCCUCCGGAGCUGGUGUGGCUGGUUUGGUCGACCAAGCAUGGGGGCAGUGGCAAGUCAAAAAUCAUCCAGGGAACUGUGUGGGUGGUUUUGGUCCUGGUCGGAGUAGCUUGGAUACUCCAUCACUCAUCGGGUUGUUUGUCAAGCACGGCCACCCCCAGCACCCUGGCGAAAAGCUCUGGACCCAAAUGUGA